Molecule: messenger RNA, 1189 nt
Organism: Tripterygium wilfordii
Lineage: Eukaryota; Viridiplantae; Streptophyta; Magnoliopsida; Celastrales; Celastraceae
Product: isopentenyl-diphosphate Delta-isomerase I-like
Exons: 6
Coding region: 39-920 (293 amino acids)
Biological process (GO): isoprenoid biosynthetic process; isopentenyl diphosphate biosynthetic process
Cellular component (GO): cytoplasm
Molecular function (GO): isopentenyl-diphosphate delta-isomerase activity
Source: RefSeq, a predicted model, not a curated record
GUGCCGUUGGGCUGUUCCAUCAUAUAUGUGGAUCCUCGAUGUCAGUGCUCUCUGGCCUUUUAUAUACGACGCUUCGUCCCUUCAAAGCUAACUACUACUCCUCUCUCAGAUUCGCCUCUCCAGCUCUCGCUGGAUGUCCCUUACAUCUUAAUUCGUCUUCUCCUCCCUCCGCAAGGUCAGUUUUUGCCUUUCGUGCAGCCACCACGAGCUCGGCAAUGGGAGACGCCGCCGAUGUUGGUAUGGACGCUGUCCAACGACGCCUCAUGUUCGAGGACGAAUGCAUUCUAUUGGACGAAAGUGACCGUGUGGUUGGGCAUGAUACCAAAUACAAUUGUCACUUGUGGGAAAAUAUCUUAGCUGGAAAUGCACUGCAUAGGGCUUUCAGUGUAUUUUUGUUCAACUCAAAAUAUGAGCUUCUUCUGCAGCAACGAUCUGCAACAAAGGUUACAUUCCCUCUUGUGUGGACGAACACUUGCUGUAGCCAUCCUUUAUACCGUGAAUCCGAGCUCAUUGAUGAGGAUGCUCUAGGGGUGAGAAAUGCUGCACAAAGGAAGCUUCUGGAUGAGCUUGGUAUCCCUGCUGAAGAUGUGCCGCUUGACCAGUUCACCCCGCUAGGUCGAAUGCUGUACAAGGCACAUUCUGAUGGAAAGUGGGGGGAGCAUGAAUUGGAUUACCUACUCUUCAUCGUCAGAGAUGUUAAUGUUAAUUCCAACCCUGAUGAAGUGGCUGAUAUUAAAUACGUAACUCGCGAUCAGUUGAAAGAGCUGAUGAGGAAAGCAGAUGCUGGUGAGGAAGGUCUAAAACUCUCACCGUGGUUCCGACUAGUCGUGGAAAACUUCUUGUUCAAAUGGUGGGAUCAUGUUGAGAAAGGAACUCUCAAGGAAGCCGUUGACAUGAAAACCAUUCAUAAAUUGACCUAAGAAUGUCAUAGAGACUACUCGAGACUGUCUAAUAAUGGUAGCACCAGUAGCACUUAAUCCAAUAAGCCUAAGCAUGAGGAGAGUUCCAUGCAAAUUGGUAUUUUUGUUGUCAUUAGCUUCUCAUCUUCCUUGAUUGAGAUUAUGACAACAUAUCUUGUUCAAGUUAUAUUUAUUUGAAAGUCCUUUAAUCUUCCUGAAAACUGUUAUUUUCCAUGGAUUAUUAUGUCGAAUUUGGGUACUGGUCCGGCUUGUGCUCUUGUUAAGGAUUA